AUGAAGGAAAGCCUGCCAGAGAAGAACUACUGGGGGGCCUCCACCAGCCUCCACGCCCCCAUGGGACACCCAGACCGCUUUUGCAGGGCCUCCCGGGAAUGGCGGGACCCGGAGCACCAGCGAGGCGGCGGCUUCGAGGGCAGCCGGCGCCUGGCUUGCGCCCAGGAGCCCCUGCCCAGUUUCAACCUCUCCUCCUCCAGCAGCGACGAGGGACGCGAGGGCCAGUGGGAUCUCUCCUGCGUCUCCCGCUGGGGGGCGGCGGGGGGCCCUUCGGAGCUGCCCCAGCACAAAGCCCCCCGGGGCAAGUUUGCCAGGAGCGGGGGCCACGCCUGGCCAUUCGAGGUGGCCACCGGCGCUCCGGCCAGAAGGCCGGGCACCUCCAGACACUACUGUUUCCGCCGUAAGCGACAGCGGGCUCUGCGCGCCUUCCGGAUGCUCCUGUAUUCGAAGAGCUCCUCUCUGGCUUUCCACUGGAAGCUGUGGGGCAAGAUGGCGGCCAAGGGGCGCCGGCGAGGAGGGGCCAAGCGGGCCCAGUCGUCCAUGUCCCUGUCCCCCGGCUCCCAGCCCGACGACGACCACCUUCCCACCGUCUUUAAGAAAAGCUGCCCGUUGGGAGCAGAGACAGAGGACUGCCCGAGCGCGGCCAAGGGCCGUCUCCGCUCUGCUGGCUGCAGGCCUCCCUCGUCUGAGCCCCGCCUGGACUACGAAUUGGGGGGAGCCUUCCCCCCGUCUCCCUCCACGCCUCAGCACUCCCGCCUCAACUUGCUGGGGGCCCUGAUGGAAGAGGCCUCCCCCUUCCCCCACUACAUGGAGGUCCAGCGGGCGGGCUUCGACCAGGACGCUGGCGCGAUGGAGCUGGAGGAGGAGGAAGAGCCGGCCCCUCCCCUCAAGUACCCAGCCCGGGGGUCCCAGGUGUCCCCCAGGAGUAGGAAGAUGGGAGAGCCGCAGCACGGCCUGGACGGAGAUGGAGAUGCUCUGGAUGCCCUUCCCAACGGCUUCGCUUCCCUCCCUCCGGACGGCGACCUCUGCUCCCUGCCCGGCGUGCCGGACGCCACCAUCCUCAUCAGCAACGUCUGCAGCAUCGGAGGCCACGUGGCCGAGGAGCUUUUCCAAGGGCCCCGAGACAAGGACCGGCUGCCGGAGCCCCCGUCCGUCCGGGGGGAAGUUGGGAGCCAGCCGGCCGAGGCGGCUCCGGAGGAGGCGGAAGAGCGGCCGGGCGAGAACGCGGCUCAGCCCGGCCUGCUGCGGGAAGAACACAUCACCUGCGUGCACAGUAAGCGGAGCGGGCGUGUCAUGAACAUGUACGGGGACCUCGUGAUGGACACGGUGCCGGAAAAGGUCCACUUUUUCAACAGUUUUUUCUACGAUAAGCUACGAACCAAGGGGUACGAGGGCGUGAAGCGUUGGACCAAAAAUGUGGACAUUUUCAACAAGGAGAUCCUCCUGAUCCCCAUCCACCUGGAGGUCCACUGGUCGCUGCUCUGCGUGGAGGUGAAGCAGAAAAAGAUCACCUACCUGGACUCCCAGCGCACCCUCAACCGGCGCUGUCCCAAGCACAUCUGCAAGUACCUGCAAGCCGAAGCGGAUAAGAAGAAUCGUCCUGACUUCCGAGACGGCUGGAGAGGGGUUUUCCAGAUGUAUUCCAAAUUCCUGGCCCUGGGCCUGCCCUUCGCCUUCACCCAGCAAGACAUGCCGAAACUCCGCCGACAGAUGUACAAGGAGCUCUGCCACUGCAAACUCAUUGCAUGA
This is a messenger RNA of Protobothrops mucrosquamatus (brown spotted pit viper), 1749 nucleotides long. RefSeq names its product SUMO specific peptidase 3 (gene SENP3). Gene Ontology annotation, biological process: protein desumoylation. The coding region runs from base 1 to 1749 and encodes 582 amino acids. Gene Ontology annotation, cellular component: nucleus. Gene Ontology annotation, molecular function: deSUMOylase activity. The record is from RefSeq and is a predicted model, not a curated record. Lineage: Eukaryota; Metazoa; Chordata; Lepidosauria; Squamata; Viperidae. The transcript has 7 exons.